CUGUUAUACUGAGCGAAGCUGAAAUAUUCGUUUGUUGUUGUUUUUUCUGCUCCUAGCCUGUUGUCGCUGUUAGCUGAGCGGUUAGCCUGGUGUUUGCUUCCACUGACUUUCUCACCGACUAAAAUGUUUUGGUGUGCUACGAGGCGUGAAAUCUCACUGGAAAACGAGUAACGCGUUUAUCUUCUGUAAGUUCGUCGAAAUGUCUUCUUUUGAACAGCAGCGCUCAUUCAAGAGGCUUUAUUUUAGGCAUUUUAACAAGAACGUGUAAUGCCUGAACUGUUAUUUGCGGCCAACCUUAUUCAUGUCGAGUUUAUCAGGAACAUAGAGCUCAGCUUAAGGAAAUGAAAAUGGGACGCAUCUUCCUGGAUCAUAUUGGCGGGACGCGCCUCUUCUCUUGCGCCAACUGCGACACCAUCCUGACGAAUCGGUCCGAACUCAUCUCCACACGCUUCACAGGAGCCACAGGCAGAGCUUUCCUCUUCAACAAGGUGGUGAACCUCCAGUACAGCGAAGUGCAGGACAGAGUGAUGCUCACCGGCAGGCACAUGGUGCGGGACGUCAGCUGCAAGAACUGCAACAGCAAGCUGGGCUGGAUCUACGAGUUUGCCACCGAGGACAGCCAGCGGUACAAAGAGGGCCGCGUCAUCCUGGAGAGGGCGCUGGUGAGGGAGAGCGAAGGCUUCGAGGAGCACGUCCCCUCGGACAACUCCUGAGUUCCCGGACCCGCUCGCGCCCUCCCGCUCCGCUUCUGCCUUCCCUCCACGAUGCACAUCAUCACCUGCACACUUGGGGUGGGGGUAUGGGGGGGGGACCUGUGAGGUUUUGACUUCAGCUUCCCUCUCCUUCCCUAACCUUUGACCUCUUUCAAUUUUUUUAAAAUGAUAAAUAAAUAAAUCGUGUGCUGGAUAGGCAUCCCUCGCCCCCCCAAAAA
Messenger RNA from Poecilia latipinna (sailfin molly), 931 nucleotides. Its product is annotated as protein yippee-like 5. Lineage: Eukaryota; Metazoa; Chordata; Actinopteri; Cyprinodontiformes; Poeciliidae. The transcript has 3 exons. The record is from RefSeq and is a predicted model, not a curated record. The coding region runs from base 342 to 713 and encodes 123 amino acids.